Poecilia latipinna (sailfin molly) is the source of this 5416-nucleotide messenger RNA. It is a transcript of the gene chrm5b, whose product is annotated as cholinergic receptor, muscarinic 5b. Gene Ontology annotation, cellular component: synapse; dendrite; plasma membrane. Bases 432 to 1913 code for a protein of 493 amino acids. The transcript has 2 exons. Gene Ontology annotation, molecular function: G protein-coupled serotonin receptor activity; G protein-coupled acetylcholine receptor activity. The record is from RefSeq and is a predicted model, not a curated record. Gene Ontology annotation, biological process: adenylate cyclase-inhibiting G protein-coupled acetylcholine receptor signaling pathway; chemical synaptic transmission; G protein-coupled receptor signaling pathway, coupled to cyclic nucleotide second messenger. NCBI's taxonomy places the organism in Eukaryota, Metazoa, Chordata, Actinopteri, Cyprinodontiformes, Poeciliidae.
CUCGACUUAAAGAGGAAAAAAAAAAAAAGCUGCAGGAUGCAGAACUCGUACGAUCCUGACAAACUUGUUUGCAUAAAAGUGCUCUGUUCUUAGCAACUGGUGAGGAUGCGAGAUGGCGUGGCGACCUACCUGUAUUUGAUAAGUGUGUUUUUCACCUCGUUGGAGAGGAGAGCGCAGAGGGAGAAAGUGUGCAGGAGCAAGCAGGGGAGGGAAAGGUGCGAGGCAAGCGCUUUGAGAGGAGAAAUGACUCGCACCGCGUGGAGAAGAGACUGAGCGACCGAUGCCAGACAGGAGGAGGAGGGAGGGAAAAAAAAAUUAAGAUCUGGUCAAACGCCCAUUUUGUUCUGGAGCGCCGCGGCUGCCAACUCGUCUUGAUGGGGACCCAAAGAGGAGACUGACUACUACUAAGGAAAAACUAAUAACAGAAGACAAUGGAUGUCCACAACAGCACUUUAGGCAAUGGGACAGUUCCCUACAGCCUCUUAGAGGUCAUAGCCAUCGCUACAGUGUCAGCCAUCGUCAGUCUGAUAACUAUAGUUGGAAACGUACUGGUGUUGCUCUCAUUCAAAGUAAAUAGCCAGCUUAAGACCGUAAACAACUACUACCUGCUUAGUUUGGCCUUUGCUGACCUCAUCAUAGGAGUGCUGUCCAUGAACUUGUACACCAUGUAUAUACUGAUGGACAAGUGGCCCUUGGGGAACGUUGCCUGUGACCUCUGGCUGGCAGUGGAUUAUGUGGCCAGCAAUGCCUCAGUCAUGAACCUGCUUGUGAUUAGCUUUGACAGAUACUUCUCCAUCACAAGGCCACUGACUUACAGGGCAAAGAGGACACCGAAGAGAGCCGCCAUUAUGAUUGGGCUAGCUUGGCUGGUGUCUUUUGUCCUUUGGGCGCCACCCAUUCUAUGCUGGCAGUACUUUGUAGGAAGGAGAACAGUUUCUCCCGACAAGUGCGAAAUCCAGUUUUUAACCGAGCCUGUGAUCACGUUUGGAACGGCAAUUGCUGCUUUCUACAUCCCGGUCUCAAUUAUGACCAUCCUCUACUGGAGGAUCUACAAGGAGACGCAGAAACGGACAAAAGACCUUGCAGAGCUUCAAGGACUCACAACUGGGAAUGUACCAGAGGGGAAUAAACCACAGAAGACAAUGAUUCGGUCUUGUUUUCAAUUCCCCAGAGAGAGAAGAGACCAGAGUCAGGCCUCUUGGUCUUCGUCUACUCAAAGUAAUGUUACUAAAAUGACCAGCAGGUCAGAUGAAGCAUGGGUGAAAGCAGAUCAGACCACUUCUUUCAACAGCUACACAUCAUCAGAGGAGGAGGAGCAUCGGGUUUCAAUAGAAACCCCACAAGGAUCAUUCAAAGAGCAGCAGACGGGACAGAGUAAUAAGAACGGGGAGGUUCCAGAUUAUCCAGAGGAGGAGUUUUGUUCCACUCCUCAGAAGAAGAGCCAUAAAAGCUUAAUUUCUUACAAGUUCAAAGGUAGCUCAAAGGGUAAAAAUGACAAUCCACCGAGUCCAAAACCGUGCCCUCCAGAGCCAGAGCAGCCGGUCAAAAAGCCGUCCACCUCGUCAUCCUCCACCGCUUCUAAGCCCAUAGACUCCGCCAUGAAGAACAGGAUCACCAAGAGGAAGAGGAUGGUGCUUGUGAAGGAGAAGAAGGCAGCCCAAACCCUCAGCGCCAUCCUCCUGGCCUUCAUUCUCACAUGGACGCCGUACAACAUCAUGGUGCUCAUCUCCGCGUUCUGCUCCAACUGCAUCCCUGAGUCCCUUUGGCACUUGGGCUACUGGCUGUGCUACGUCAACAGCACCGUCAACCCGAUGUGCUACGCUCUGUGCAACAAGACCUUCCAGAAGACCUUCCGCAUGCUCCUGCUCUGCCAGUGGAGGAAGAGGAGGCGAGGCAACAAUAAAAUGAACUGAUGUGGUGGUUAAUGCGUUUUAUCCCCACAUGACGGCGUCCAUUGAUAUUUGCUAGUAUUCAUUUGCAAUGUGGUGGUUUUUGUAUUUAAUAUAUGUUGGUAGAAAAUGAGAAAAAGUCAAAAUGACUGGAAGGAAAGUUUACUCAGCAUAUUAAAGUAGAUAAGCACCCUACUGUCUUUAAAGAUGGAUUUAUUUGAAGGCUAUUUUCACAUCAUUUUCCAGUAGAUGGGUGUAUUUAGAAGGAGUUAAAGGCUUUACAAAAGUUACCCUGAAUGAACAUACCUCGGAUUUUCAAACACUUUUGUAUAAAAGAGCCGAUGUGAACGAAUGAAAAAACCAAAACCUUUCUUGAAACGGAUGCUUCAGAUGAUGAUGCCUCCAAACCUCAGAAUGAAGAAUCUGUGAUUUGUGUACCAUGGUGGUUAAUGAUGUUGCCACUAUUCACAGCAAGAAAAACUGAUUAAAUAAGGAUAAUACAGUGUAUCUUUUCUAGGUGUUGUCUUCAAUCUGUGUUUCUGGGUCCAGCAUAAGUUACAGAAGUGCAAAAAGCUUGAAGUGCUCGUUUAUUAUAUUUGUUGCAUAGUACUGAUCUUUUUCAAUGCUGAUUCAGAUACACAGGUUGAUUUGAGAAGAUGUAAUUUUUUUGGUGACGUAUCUGAAAAAUCUCCUUAUUUUUCAUCCCGCCACAUUAAUUUGUGUUGCUUAGUACGAGAUUACCCAUCAUUCACUUGCUUAUUGCUGCUAAUGCUGCUUGCAUUUUCAGUAUUUCUUUUCUUGCUGGUUCUUGAUGUGAUUUAUCUGGAAAAGUAUUUUGUUUUGAGACUCACAACUGAGCUGUUAAUUAUGUCUUAAAAUUCUAACUAUAACUAUAACAACGAGGGGAUGUUAGGUAUCUGUGAUUGUGACUUUUCAAAAAAAGAAACAAAAAGUUGAGUUCAGUGUCACUUUUUCUCAAAUUAAGAUUGAAUAAAAUAAACUUUGUGAAUUUAAAUAUGUCAAAAAUUGCAAAUAAUUAUGCUAUAGUUCUCAAAGGUGUGCAUAACCCAGCCAGGUUUUUGGGAUAAGCAACCAAAAUAAAGCUUUUUUACUUUGUUUUUUAUGAAAAAUUCUGUCCAAUUCAACUUUAAAGCAACUUAAUAUUUUCAAAAUGAAAGUGGCAUUCACUGAUCCUAAAAGAAACUCUUAUUCCAGCUGUUAAUUUUAUCCACAACAAAACAUUUUUUUCAGUAUGACUAAAGGCAACUCCAGAGCAUGACGCUGCCACCACCAUGCUUCAUUGAGAUAUUUCAUUCCUAAUUUGUGUGCCUUUUCAAUUUGUGCCCCAGAUCUUUAUUUUCUGGUUUCAUCAGUCCAGAAAAAAUUUUUCCAUCAAGUUUUAGGAGAUUUUAUCCAGGCCUCGAUGAAAUCUCAAAAGAAAAAGAUUUCAUCAUGGAAUCCUAUUCAUAAAUCCAGGCAUGUAGAGAAUAAAGGAGACUGUUGUCCCACUAUACACAAAGAACAUUUCACAUAAAUUCAUUCAGCUUAUUCACCGUUUCUCGUCUUUUAAGUAAUUUUGGAGAAUAUUCUGGAUGACUGAGAAGACUUUCUCAGAGUGGUGAAUGAUUUCUGCAUUGAUUCAGUCGUAUGUUUAGGAUAAUCAGCCAGUUGAAAUGAAGCCCUACUUUCACGUUUCUGGCAGAGGCAACAAGAUUCCUUUCUUUGGAAGCGAAAGAGGCCCAAAGCAUCAUGGAUCCUCCACUGUACUCAACAGUAAACAUGUUUAUUUGCCAGAUAUUUGUAAUUUGUUUUAUGCUAUAUCAAACUCAUUUUCAUUUCAAGCCACAUCAAGAUCAAGAAUGUCUUAAAAUUAAAAUUAGAAUAUAAAAAACACUGAGCUGUAACAACCUGACUUUAGUGAGCAGCAAUAUGGACUUGUGUUUAUACAUGUACAAAAUAUAGAUAGCAGUAGUUACUUUAUUCUGCAGUUUCAUCAAUUACAGUGUUAAAACAGGGAGAUUGAAUUUGAAAAAUAGACAUUGUUACUGUUUAUUUAUAAUUUAUAUGCUUAACUGUUUAAAUUUCCCAAUCUAAAGUUUUAUUUUAUACUGUUCCGUAAGGUUCUUGUACAAGAUGCACAUCGGUUUUAAUGUUAAACUCUUCAUAUGCAUUCAAAAUGACUGUUGCUAAGUUUUAGAGAAAUGCUCCAUUCCUCAACUGAACAUACAGUAAAUAACACUGAAUCUGAUUAAUUAUGUAUAAAGAUAUUUACCAGAACAUGUGAAGUUUCACACCCGUAAAUAUUAAAUGUAAAUUACGUACACUGUUUGGGUUUAGUGAUGUUUUCUUCCAUUCUGUUUCUGGCUUUUGGGAACUUAUCUUGUGUUUAAGGGCUAACUUGUGCAUUUUGUGAAUUUUAAAAAGCAGUAGUUGAACAGUAAUGUACAUGUGAGAUUAUUUAAGGAUAACAUCCCUACCAGUAUCCAUCAUGUAAAAAAGACUUUAUAUGUUUGAAUGAUGACUUGGUAUUGACCCUUUGCAACUACGUCACUAAAUUAUUCGAGGCGCCAUGAUGGACGGCGGAAGUGAGGGAAGGGAGCAUUAAACAGAGCGACUGAAAUUGUUUUCCAAAGUUGUUUUUGCCAGUUUAUUUAUGGCUUCUACUUGUUCAAGUUCAGCUGAUUUAUCUGUGAAUGUAACACACCUGAUUGGGAAUCAUAGACGGAGGUAUUUACGGAAGUAGGAAGCAGCUAGCUUAGAAACCGACCCAUACUUCCUCCCUCCUGACGUGUUGAUCAAAUUACCGACUUUGCCUGAAUUCACACCAUAUGAUUUAUGUGAUUAUGUCAUUAUCGGCGAUUCCCCUUUACACAGAGAAAGCCUUAAAAAGGUAGAAAAGACAAGAUGCUAGCCACUUCUUUCCAUACAUGCUAGCCUACAUGGCGGCAUUGUCUCCAUGGUUACCAAUGGUUGCACGUACAUAAUGCAAUAUUGAAUAUCAUCUUUCUAGUCAAACUUACAUAUGAAGUUUAUAAAAGUUCUUAUCUUGUAAAAAGUGUUCGUUGCAAAUCCGCGGUUACACCGAGGGCUGACAGUCAUUAUGAUUAACGGCUGCUCUCCAUUACAGCCGCAUCUUUCCUCAUUAAAAGUUACAAAGUAAAAUGACAAGAAUGGUUUUCACCCUUGUCUAUUUGUGCAGCCGACUGCGCAGGACCCUGUGACCAUUUUUACUGCGAAAUCGACUUAAUAAGUGAUAUUAGGCUCCCAGAUGUGCGUUUUUUACAGGAGCGCAUUGGUUGUUUUGACGUCCGUCAUGGCGGAGCGGAAAGAGUUCUGAAGGCAGUGACGUCACGCGCAAAGGGUCGAUACUGCUCCAACUGUAAAUCUGUCACUGUUGAAUUUAGUUAUAAACUCUGUGCCUUUUGUUUUGUUUAUAUUUGUGACUGAAUCUGUGCUGCUCUGAACUUUUACUUUUACAAUCCAAAUAAAUGCAGAAAGAAACAAAGUCAGACAGACGUUCAUAAAGA